Messenger RNA from Sceloporus undulatus (fence lizard), 1236 nucleotides. RefSeq lists its product as uncharacterized. Bases 25 to 714 code for a protein of 229 amino acids. NCBI's taxonomy places the organism in Eukaryota, Metazoa, Chordata, Lepidosauria, Squamata, Phrynosomatidae. The transcript has 3 exons. The record is from RefSeq and is a predicted model, not a curated record.
GCCCAUUCAAAGACUAAAGCAACAAUGGCUGGCUUCUCUAAAACCUUCCUCCUGUUCUCCAUCUUCAUCACGUCACACCUAUGUCAAGAAACAGAUUCCACGGACAGGCAGAAACUGAGGCAAGACUUGCUUAUUGCUGUGAUGUGCAUAUUCUUGGUGCUCUUAAUCAUGCUCAUCGCUGGAUGCACCUUCCUGCACUAUAAGCUAAUGACAAAAGACAUCACCACUAAUAACUAUCCUGUAAAUGCCCUGAAGACGGAUCUGAAGCCUUACGCCAUCCAGACCCGCUGUGUAGAAACCAAAAUUGUCCUGUCUCCUUCCCAGGACAACCACUUGUAUUCUCCAGAGUGGACACCAUCCCAGUUGCCGUCCCAUCAGCUACCAAACCAACGGCCACCCCAACGGCUUUCUCAGAAGCCACGCCGGCUCUCGUCCCCAAACCCAGAAGACCCAGAACCUGAAGAGUCCAAUGCAUUGCUACCAGAAGAGAAGUCCAGUAUGCUGUCUAUCAGCCGCAUCUACAGGAGCCAUUCCUCCGAAAGUGUUCAUUCCGACUCAUCCGGUAGUGUGUACUCGCAGGAGCAUUUUGAGCUGUUGUACCUUUCCUCCAGGAGCGAGUCUCUCCAAGAUGAGAAAGUACCUCAGGUCACCAAAGAGCAUGAGGAAAGUGCUGAAUCUGGGAGCUUCAUGCUCUGUGCCAUCCACAAGAAGUGAGGAACAAGAUAGAGUGAGAUGGACAGAACUUGCUUCUUACUUUGUUCCAUGGCUUUCAUCCAUAGCUGGUUGUUACCAUGUCAGUAGGGUGGAUGGUGGAUCACUCCAGGUUUGCCUGAAUGUUCAAAGAUCUACCCAAGGGGCUGAAGCCUAUCCCCCUCCCAAACAGGUUCAGUCCCCUGGGAUAAAUCCUUCAAAAUUAAGGCCAAAACUAGGAAUGGAUUCACUGCCCUACUGACAUGCGAGCCACCAUUGUCCAUAAAGCCACAUCUGCUCAAGCACCAAGUUCACUGAAGACGGUGUCAAAAUGUUCUCACAGCAAUGGCUUGAAGCUUUGUCUUUAGCAGGAGGUGAACUGAAAGCAAACCUCAUUUUGUCAAAUGUAUUUAUAUGUUAAAUUAACUAAUCAUAGCAAAAAAAAAGAAAUGGACUUUUGUACUCCUGCAAAGAACAUGGAACAGGGAAUAAUCAGUGUGACUUGGAAUCAGAAAUGGAUUUUCGAUGAGUUAAAUAAAUGACUUA